AUGGAAGAAAAUGAUCACGGCAACAGAGACGUGGUGGAGCGGCAGGAGUCGGCGGAUGAAUCAAACAGAGCCAUCCUUCCCCUCUUACAGGCGCCGGGGAACCUGCAGAUCCCUCACCGUGUCACCAAUUUCUUCAUCGACAACAUACUGCGGCCGGAUUUCGGACGGAAAAAGGACGGGGGCGCAAACCGCGAAGAGAGUAGCCUGGCAUCGCGGGAGAGCCACAACAGCCCCGCCGCCCCUCAGACUGAGCCGGUGGGGAGCACGGUGCCGGCGGAGGGGACCUCCACUCCGCACACGGUUACCGGGACCAAGAAGCCCGCUAUAGCCGCCGAGGAGCCCCUGAAACCCCGCGGGGUGAACGCAGACCAGUGCCUAAGCUCAGACUCAGACAGUUCCCAAGCCAGCUCAAACCCAUCCCAGUCCCAGCCCAUGCUGUGGCCAGCCUGGGUCUACUGCACCAGAUACUCGGACAGGCCUUCUUCAGGGCCAAGAUCUCGCAAACCAAAGAAGAAAACGACCAGCAAAGAGGACAAGCGACCACGGACGGCCUUCACAGCAGAGCAGCUGCAAAGACUAAAAACGGAGUUUCAGACAAAUCGCUAUCUGACCGAGCAGAGGCGGCAGAACCUGGCGCAGGAGCUGGGCCUCAACGAGUCCCAGAUCAAGAUCUGGUUCCAGAACAAGAGGGCCAAAAUCAAGAAGGCCACCGGCGCUAAAAACAGUCUGGCCUUGCACCUGAUGGCACAGGGACUGUACAAUCACGCCACCGUCACGUCGAAAGACGAAAAAUCAGACAGCGAUUGAUUUCCAGAGAAGUCACAGCAGCCUCCUGACGAAAAAGAACCUAUAGUAAUCCUAUGAUAGAUUUUUAUUGAGAUAUCACCGGAAAACUCUACCUACAGGAAUAUUUAAUGAUACCACAGCAGAUAAAAAUACCAUAAAGUUCUAUUACUGUCACUACAGAUGGGUCCAGGACACCACAGGAAAUUAAAAAAUAAAUAAAUAAAAGUACAAAGGAACAAUAAGGUCACUGGACUGCUAAGA
This is a messenger RNA of Morone saxatilis (striped sea-bass), 1047 nucleotides long. RefSeq names its product engrailed homeobox 2a (gene en2a). NCBI's taxonomy places the organism in Eukaryota, Metazoa, Chordata, Actinopteri, Moronidae. Gene Ontology annotation, biological process: regulation of transcription by RNA polymerase II; neuron differentiation; multicellular organism development. Gene Ontology annotation, cellular component: nucleus. Gene Ontology annotation, molecular function: DNA-binding transcription factor activity, RNA polymerase II-specific; RNA polymerase II cis-regulatory region sequence-specific DNA binding. The transcript is spliced from 2 exons. The record is from RefSeq and is a predicted model, not a curated record. Bases 1 to 807 code for a protein of 268 amino acids.